AUGCGGUUCCUUUCCACUCUUGUCGCUUCGGCGCUUGUCUCUCUCGGUAAUGCUGCUGCCAUUGCUCGAGGAGAUGUCCCUCCCGUGCCUCAGACCCAAUACGAUGCCAUCAUCGUGGGAGGUGGUCCCGCCGGCCUCGCUGCCUUGAGUGGUCUCGCUCGAGUCCGUCGAAAUGUUCUCCUCAUCGACUCGGGAGAGUAUAGAAAUGCUCCUACUCGACAUAUGCAUGAUGUUCCUGGCUUCGAUGGUGUCACACCUGCGUACUACCGUUGGGCCGCUCGCAAGCAGCUGUCUUACUAUGACACUGUCGAGAUGGAGAAUGGAACCGUCACCGACAUCAAGGCUCGCGACGAGAACACCUGGUUCUCUGUCACCGUCGACUACGGCAACAAGCAGAAGAAGACCUUGACCGCACGCAAGAUUGUCCUCGCCACUGGACUUCGUGACAUCCUCCCCGAGACACCUGGCGUCGAAGAAGCUUGGGGCAAGGGUAUCUUCUGGUGCCCUUGGUGCGACGGCCACGAACAUGCCGAUCAGCCACUCGGCCUCCUCGGCCCUCUGGACAAGGUCGCUGGCAUGGAUCUUCCUAAGUGGGAGGCUUACCUCAAAAUCCACAACGUCACGGUCGACAACCGUACCAUCACCGAGAUUGAGAGAGUUGCCGAGGGAGCCAACGAGCACGCCGACCCCAGUCUUCCCAGUGUUCCCGAGAAUGACUGGUUCAACGUCAAGUUUGACAAGGGAGGGCCCGUCGGCCGAGCUGCGUUCCUGGCCAGCUUCCCCGACGAGCAGCGAUCCGACGUUGGAGAGAAGGCAGGAGUUCAACUUUAUGGCGGUCGUCUGGCUGCUAACCAGUCUGCGGGUCUUGCCACAAAUAUUCCCGGCAUCUACGCCGUUGGCGAUGCCAACUCGGACAACGUGACUAACGUGCCACAUGCUCUGUUCAGUGGCAAGCGAACAGCCGUGUUCCUUCACGUCAAGCUCGAGAGAGAAGACCAGGCCGUGGAGCUUGCCGGAGAGCCUGCCAAGCGUGACACUCACCUGCAGGCACGCGAUGUGUGGGAUACGAUGAACGGCAAGCGGGGAGACAUGCUGUACGCUGGAGAGUUUGAACAGUAA
Fusarium vanettenii 77-13-4 is the source of this 1119-nucleotide messenger RNA. RefSeq lists its product as uncharacterized. The coding region runs from base 1 to 1119 and encodes 372 amino acids. NCBI's taxonomy places the organism in Eukaryota, Fungi, Ascomycota, Sordariomycetes, Hypocreales, Nectriaceae. Gene Ontology annotation, molecular function: oxidoreductase activity. The transcript is spliced from 4 exons. The record is from RefSeq and is a predicted model, not a curated record.